Messenger RNA from Mesorhabditis spiculigera, 426 nucleotides. Lineage: Eukaryota; Metazoa; Nematoda; Chromadorea; Rhabditida; Rhabditidae. The record is from the annotation of a GenBank genome assembly.
AUGCCUCAAAAAAUAGGGCCCAACGAUGCUAAGAACUACGAUAAAUGUAAGGACUGUCCGAACAUGGCUUGCAAAGAAAUUUCCUCAACUUCAGCAACGAAUAAGAUCCCUAGAGGAUGCAGUCCAAAAGCUCGUUCCUCAUCUCUUGAUCACUUCAUGAAACCAAUAUAUCAGUAUCAGUACGCAACCAUGUGUGCGGCGUACUGCUCAUAUAAUUUGACCUGCUACAGGCUGGCGGUGACAAAAGAAAGAACUCCCCUGAACGACGCGAUGAAGACAUUCGUUUCUAAUCUCCUGAUGACUUCAAGAAACCAAAAAUCGAUAUCAGUGGGCAACCACGCGUGCUGCAUACUGCCCUAUAAUUUGGCCUGCUAUAGACUGGACGUGAAGAAAGCAGUUUCGUUCCCAGCCGAUCCCAGAAUUGGA